Messenger RNA from Vombatus ursinus (common wombat), 1122 nucleotides. Its product is annotated as cysteine-rich secretory protein 2-like. The coding region runs from base 136 to 861 and encodes 241 amino acids. Lineage: Eukaryota; Metazoa; Chordata; Mammalia; Diprotodontia; Vombatidae. The record is from RefSeq and is a predicted model, not a curated record. The transcript has 8 exons. Gene Ontology annotation, cellular component: extracellular region.
GAAAAGGUGUGCUUUACACAUAUGUGUGUGUGUGUGUGUGUAUAUAUAUUGUUCCAUUCAGAUCCUUAAAUAUACAGACCUUAGAUCUUCCUAACGAUAGAACAGGUGCUUCAUCUUGCUCUAAAAAUCACUGCAAUGAUUUUACUACCUGUGCUACUCUUCUUAACUGCCAUACUGCUCCCAUCUUGUGGUGAUGCACAGAGUAUAUCCUUUGAAUCUCUAUCAACUGAACGUGAAGAAACUCAACAUGAAAUAGUGAACAAGCACAAUGCCCUGCGAGCACAAGCCUCACCCCCUGCCGCAAACAUGCUGCAGAUGAAAUGGAGUGAAGAAGCACAAAAAUCAGCCCAGGACUGGGCAAAUAAAUGUACAUUAAGACACAGUGAUGUACAUAGCAGAACAAUUGGGAGCAUAUGUGGUGAAAAUCUCUUCAUGUCAACUGCCCUUGUCCCAUGGUCAAAAGCUAUCCAAGCUUGGUAUGAUGAGGUUGAAUAUUUUGUUUUUGGAAAAGGAUCAACUUCUACGAAACCGGUUGGCCAUUAUACUCAGGUGAUGUGGUAUUCAUCUCAUAAAAUUGGAUGUGGACUUGCUGAAUGUCCUAACGCUUCUUACAAGUACUUUUUUGUUUGCCAUUACUGCCCUGCUGGAAAUGUUAUGCCUGGAGAAAAUUCCCCUUAUGAAAUAGGAACACCAUGUGCCAAGUGCCCAGAGUCCUGUAGCAACAACUUGUGCACUAAUCCUUGUGAGUACACUGAUGGUGCUUCAAACUGUCCUCAACUGAAAAAGCAAUUUUCCUGCAAUAAUCCAACUGUCAAGAAAUAUUGUAAGGCUUCCUGUCAAUGCAUCAAUAAAAUCUAUUAAACUUCUCAUUGGAAAUUUGCUUCCAUCAACAAGGAUAAUUGGAACACAGUAAUACCCCCAAUGAUUAUUUUAAAAUUAUAACAUGCUUGUAGUGAAGCCAUAAGAUACUAUUCCUGAUUAGUUUCAGAAAUUAAUGUCAUUCGAUUCUGGGCAUCAGUUUCUUUUUACCAAAUCAUUUAGGGGUUUGCAUAUGUCCUAUAAAUGAUGUCUUAAACUGACUGACUGAAAUUUAAAAAAAAAAUAAAACAGUUGUAAAACCAC